UUCCCUGCCCUCGUGGUUCAUACUCAGGGGGUUCCUGCUUCUGCCUGGCUCCGGCGGCAGCUCUAGCGGAGGAGGCGCGGUGCUGAGGCCGGCAUGCCCGUGAUCAGCCCGGGCUCCGACGAGGCGGCUGCGCAGGCCCUGGCGCCGCCAAAGCUGUGCGCGGGCUGCGGCGCGCCCAUCGCCGACCGCUUCUACCUGCUGGCCGUUGAGCGACAGUGGCACACCCGCUGCCUGCGCUGCUGCCACUGCAAGCAACAGCUAGACUCCGAGCUCACUUGCUUCGCCAGAGACGGGAACAUCUACUGCAAGGACGACUACUACAGGCUGUUCGCCGUGAAGCGCUGCGCGCGCUGCCAACAAGGAAUCUUCGCCUCGGAGCUGGUCAUGCGCGCCCGAGACCUGGUGUACCACCUGCACUGCUUCACGUGUGCGUGGUGCAACGCGGCGCUGGCCCAGGGUGAUCACUUUGGGCUGCGCGACAACCUCGUCUACUGCCGCACCCACUUCGAGCUGCUGGCCGAAGGGUGCCAGCCGGGGCUUCCGCCGCCUCCACCCCCACCGCUGCUGCCGGACGACGACGGAGGCGGCAACGGGGGCCCAGCCUGCAGCCCGCCGCUGGCGCCGGGCGCGGCGUACGCGCCUCCGCAGGGACCGUACGGAGUGCGCAAGGGCCGGCCGCGCAAGCGCAAGCCGGGAGAGCUGCCCGAGGGCCCACCGCACCUAGGGCUCCAAGACCUUGCCGGCCUGGACAGCAAUGGCUCAACCAUGCUGCAGCAGCAACAGCAGCAGCAGCAACGUACCAAGCGAAUGCGCACUUCCUUCAAGCAUCACCAGCUGAGGACGAUGAAGUCUUACUUCGCCAUCAAUCAGAAUCCCGAUGCCAAGGACCUCAAGCAGCUUGCCCAGAAGACGGGGCUCUCCAAGAGAGUUCUCCAGGUGUGGUUCCAGAACGCCCGGGCAAAGUGGCGGCGAAACAAUGUACGUCAGCAGGAGCAGCCCACAACUUCCCUACCGGCAAGCAGUCCAGGAGGCACGAGCUCAUUUUCGGAACCAAGUCCCGGAGCACCCCUGGACUACAGCAACGCUCAAACGACCCUCGUGGUGACAGCGUCGCAGGAGUCACUCGGAUCGUUCCAGGAGCUCUUUUGAUGGCACCGGGGCUAAACUAUUUAUUCACUGCAUCCUCCCCUCAUCACUACAUCAUCACCUCGACCCACGUGCCAGCAGAAGUGAAGAAAUGCGCCCCUCUCUCAGCACCUCUGCAAAGUACUGUUCCAAAGGUCACACCGACGGACCUUGCGGCGUUCGAAGCCACACUUGGCAACCUCCUGCGGGACGCUCCCUUUUACGUGUGUGUGUGUGCUCUUGGCCAAAUGCAUUUGCUGCAGUCUGCGCCAUGGGAACUCAUUCCUUGGACUGUGGCGGUUCUUCUCAAAGGAUAGCAAAGCGUAUAUGCGCAGAAAACUGUGUGAGUGAAACAUUGCAAGUGGAUGGGAGAAAAAAAAUAUGAGAGAUAUAUAUUUAGAAGUUCCAUCAAACGUAGUGUCUGCGCUUCGGGAAGUCAGCUGGCUUUCCUUUGCCGCGAUUUCACUGUGCAUUGUACAAGUGUUCCUCUGGUUUCGUGUUUUUAUUGUUUCAUUGGAAAAAAGUUGUACAUAUUUAUUGCUCUGAUACACCACUUAUAUAUCUGAAAGGGUCAAUUUAUUAAAAUGAACUCCCCUAUCUCGUUUUCUUCAUGGUCUCCUGCUAGCAGUUUCAGUGUACGGUGUUAUGUAUGCAUCGUUAGAAGAGUCCUACGCAGUGCGAUAUAGCGAGGCAUUGCCCUGAUGGCCAGCGCUGAUCAGUGACGUUAACUUAUUUUUGCGACGCAACAACCCGAGUAAAUUUCUUAUAUAUAGUCCGCUCUCGGAAGUACCUCUAAUGGCUGUAAGCCUAUACGCAAGUUUCAAAAACUUGGCAGAAAACAAUGUUUGUGUAAAAUAAUGCAGUAAUGACAGCUCUUGUAAGACUCGUGCAUCGUGCCUUGUUGGCUCUAGUAGACAAAUGCGCUUCUGGCAUGUGCUCUCUUGGGCUGCGUAAUGUGAGCCUUCAUUCUAAAUUGAUUCACUCCAGUGUAACUUGGUGGCACAUUAAACGACUGAAUGUCCUUAGAUAGGUAAUUUUCGCAGCAAUACGGAUUGUAGUAAACUCAAUGAGGGACUUCGGCACUUAAUUUAAAACUAUAUUUCAUUACUCAGUGCAGCACCUUGGCUUCUAAGCACUGUACAUUGAACUUUAGAGCCAAACGCAGUCAAAGGGAGCAAAAAUUUCGCGUUCCUAAAUAAAGGAACAGAAAGAAUGCCAACUCCUAGAAACCACGGUAUGUGUCAGUAAGUUUUCUAAGGACACUUUGAUUUUCUGAUAAUGAGCUCCCGGAAUUUGUGAGGAUUAUGCUCGCAUACCUUGGUUGAAACAAUGUGCGUGUCAUUCUCUUAAAUGCAUUACACAGUCAUUGAACCAGCCGCAUGCAAGUGAACUACGGCCGUACUAACGCCUCAGCAGGCUACUGGGCAGAAUGCAAGCAGUAUACCCUCGAAAAAACACCAUACCGACAGCACCAGCCAAUAUCCAGUAUCACAUGUCCAUAACUUCAUGGGUUUGUAGAAUUCACAGCAAUAUAAUGGAAUUAGAGCUGUUCUCUUCACCCCUAUUCUGGCGUAUCUGGCUCGAUUGUAGAAACAAACAAAAAAUGUUGACUUGUUAUGUUAUACUGUUUGGUUCAGGAAGAGUGAAGCCCAAGAAAAAAUUAUAACAGCUUUUUGACCGUACGUACGAGGACCUGCCGAUGCCUACGCUAAUAUAUAUUUUAUUUAUUUUUUUUGUUCUUGAAACUGACUUUUUCAAUAUCAUCAUUGGCAAUCUACAACUCAUCUAGUGAAUUCAACAGAGAAUUUUAUAUUUCCUAAAUGCCAGUGCGACAUUCACACUCCUAGACCAAAGAGGUGGGCUGUACUUACUUUUUUUCAUUUUCGGUUGUUGUUCUUUUUGUUGUAAAUAAUCCCACUGUCCUUGUCAAUUUGUAUAUCUGGUGAAACACACGUGUAGCGUUCGUCUCGGAUAUACCGUCCUUGUAUCGAGCGUUUCUCAACGAAUUCUGUGAGAUGGAUUUUCAGAUGAAAGACAGUAUUGGUAAAACACUGUUGUGAGCGUUCACUUUUUCAUCACUGGGGAUCGUAAGGAACGUUUUCUUCGAAAAUUUAACAACCCCAAAUUGUUCCGACCGAUCUACAGGAUGAAACUGUUCCUGAGCGUCGAUGUGAGACAAUAAAAUAGCUAUAAGAUGGUCUUGUGUAUGCAUGAGCACCAGAGUGAGCCCAAGAACAGUUGUCUAGCUCUAAUUUAGCCCGGCGCAGGCAGUGCGCAAUUGGGAUGAUCAGGGUCGCCCACGUAAACAUAUGCUUGACAGGAAAAAUUGGCCUGGCGUAGUUUUCUGUUUACUUAAGCGUCGUAGGGCCUAACAAAAUUACAUUAAAUUGCUCAGGCUUUAUUUUCACAGCUCCCUGGCCAGAAAUAGGCACCACUACACCCGAUGAAAAAGAUUGACUAUUUCACCAUGUUGUGCAUCUAUACUGACCUAUGACAUCGCUCAAAAGUAUUGGAAAAGUUUGGUACGUUCGUUGAUGAAUUGAUAUUUUUACAAACCAAAUUGACCAUUUGGUAGAAUGCCCUCUUCAUCGACGUGUAUGUAUGUCGUUGCUAACUACUGGUCACCAGCAGGAUUGUUUAAUGCAAGUAAUUACGCCCAUGCUGCUGCUCUAUACCUCGCCUAAAGGUACGUUUCACAGACGCUCAAUACAGAUUUAGCCUAUUAGCUCCGAACCAGUGACACUCACCUAGUGCGUGACCUCAGACGAAGGAAAUGAAAUUAUGCAGGACGGCCUCUGAUGGCUGAUAUGCGAGUCAAUCGAUAAACCGGGAGGGUUAACAAAGUUACCUUGAUUGUCGUCUUGUGCGGUGAACAAGCCUGCUGACGAGGGAUUGCGUCCACGUGGAUUAUACCUCACUGGUCAGAUGUUAUCUUUCCUUCUAUCUUCUUUGCUCUCUAUUCCUAUCACUGUCCGACGUCGUAUGUGGUGUGACCGUGCUCGCGUGCCUGUUUGUGAGUAUACGUGAUAAGGAACCCGGCGGAGUCAUGUCAAAGCAAGGAAGCGGCUCCGCUUGUACAGUGUGCGCGUUCCCGAAAGAAAAUCGUUGUGUGUUCGCGAUCUCUUACUGAAACUGUUGCAAAGGUUGCUUUCUAGUGACACAUUCGCUACCAUUGUCAGUGUACAUAUUGUCAUCAUUCAACCGUCGCCUGUCACCGAUAGUGUCGAAGUGACGGAAAAAUAAACGCCAGGCUGGCUCAAUGAACUCACCACA
Molecule: messenger RNA, 4398 nt
Organism: Rhipicephalus microplus (southern cattle tick)
Lineage: Eukaryota; Metazoa; Arthropoda; Arachnida; Ixodida; Ixodidae
Product: LIM/homeobox protein Lhx9
Biological process (GO): regulation of transcription by RNA polymerase II; neuron differentiation
Cellular component (GO): nucleus
Molecular function (GO): RNA polymerase II transcription regulatory region sequence-specific DNA binding; DNA-binding transcription factor activity, RNA polymerase II-specific
Source: RefSeq, a predicted model, not a curated record